CCGUUAUCAAUCAUUCCACUAUUGGUUUACAGCUAUAACGUUAUAAUACCACCGAUUAUUAUGUCAAUAGUAUCGUUCUUGGCUACCGUUAUACUCAUCCCUUUGUCUUCUCCUCACCUCGUCAGAGCUGGCCUCAGAGGUAGGGAUCUUCUCAAACCAUAUAAACAGCUCGUCCCGGAGUCCUUAGGUAUCGUUCCAGCCUGCGUACUCAUCGUUCUCUUGUUUCUCUUCGCCCCCAUUUCUUUCGCUCAACAUUUAAGGACAUAUGGCAGUACUCUCCAGCCGCAAUUUCCUCAUAAUAAGCUUGCUACAUAUCUCUCAGCAUUGUUAUCUCUUCAAACAGCCACAUUAUUGGGAUUCUUAGAUGAUCUUUUUGAUAUUAGAUGGAGGUACAAAUUGCCAAUUCCUCUCAUAGCUAGUAUACCAAUGUUGGUUGUCUAUUUUGCGGAAGGUGGUAUCACAGAUGUAGUCAUGCCUAUUCCAGCUCGACAGUACUUCGGUAAAGUCGUUCAUCUUGGUCCACUUUAUUACCUUUAUAUGGCCAUGUUGUCUACAUUCUGCACGAACAGCAUCAAUAUUCUCGCUGGUAUAAAUGGAAUUGAAGUUGGUCAAGCAGUCGUGAUAGCAAUGAGUGUCGUCAUAAAUGACCUCCUACAUCUACCUUUACCAAUUUCUCCAAAUCUAUUGAUGUAUCUCCCACAAUGGGUGAAUGAUUGGUCCGUGACCGCUCUCGUUGGUCCUACAACAGUCGAGCAAGCUGAACGCCAUUUGUUUUCACUCUACUUUAUGUUACCUUUGAUAGGUGCAUCUCUAGCUUUGCUCUUUCACAAUUGGUAUCCAGCGAGGGUUUUCCCAGGUGACACAUUCUGCUAUUUCGCUGGAAUGGCCUUUGCGAUUGUCGGUGUACUCGCACACUUCUCCAAAACACUUCUACUAUUUUUCAUACCCCAAAUCUUCAACUUCGUCUUCUCGACUCCUCAAUUGUUCGGUUUGGUACCUUGUCCCAGACACAGGGUGCCUAGGUAUAUCCACGAGAAUGGUAAAUUACAGCCUAGCUAUGCCAUUUUUGAAGAGGUACCCCCAAGUUAUGUUAGUAUCCCGCUUAAACUUCUCACAUUCGUAAAUCUAGUCAAGAUUGAGAAGGAUAGAGAGGGAAAUAUAAAAAUGGCUACAAAUUUAACGCUCCUGAAUGGAUUGCUCUGUUUUUUUGGUAGUAUGUCCGAACGUGAUCUAGCCCUCUGUGCCCUGGCGGUACAAACUGGAUGCUCAGUAAUAGCGUUCGGUGUACGCUACGGACUUGCAAAAUUCGUAUAUGACACCGCAUAG
Wallemia mellicola CBS 633.66 is the source of this 1326-nucleotide messenger RNA. Its product is annotated as N-acetylglucosaminephosphotransferase. Gene Ontology annotation, molecular function: UDP-N-acetylglucosamine-dolichyl-phosphate N-acetylglucosaminephosphotransferase activity. Gene Ontology annotation, cellular component: membrane. The transcript is spliced from 7 exons. Gene Ontology annotation, biological process: dolichol-linked oligosaccharide biosynthetic process; protein N-linked glycosylation. Bases 61 to 1326 code for a protein of 421 amino acids. NCBI's taxonomy places the organism in Eukaryota, Fungi, Basidiomycota, Wallemiomycetes, Wallemiales, Wallemiaceae. The record is from RefSeq and is a predicted model, not a curated record.